Neoarius graeffei (lesser salmon catfish) is the source of this 1616-nucleotide messenger RNA. Its product is annotated as dehydrogenase/reductase SDR family member on chromosome X-like. Bases 385 to 1179 code for a protein of 264 amino acids. NCBI's taxonomy places the organism in Eukaryota, Metazoa, Chordata, Actinopteri, Siluriformes, Ariidae. The record is from RefSeq and is a predicted model, not a curated record. The transcript is spliced from 7 exons.
ACUUCCGUCUGUCUCUUUCGCUUGACAGUGAAAUAAUUUUAUAGCAGGAUUACACUGCUAACUGAAAGGAAGGACAUUGGGCUGUGUCCCAAACCGCUCCCAAUUGAAUAUGUAGUGCACUCGAUUAUUUGUGCUAUGUUGAGUAAACCUUAAAAAGCUCUCUGAAACACAUAGUGCACUAAUCCGUUAUUUCACUCUUUUUUACAGCCAGUAGGGAGAUAAAUCCCAAAGGGCACUACAGAGUCUGGAGAAAGCAAUUUGUUCAUCUCAUAGUGGGCACGUAGUGCACUAAUUUUGCUAGAGCAGUGUGGAAAGGUUGCCAUAGUCACAGGAGGAACACGUGGCAUUGGAUACGAGAUAGUGAAGCAACUUCUGAAUCUGGGAAUGCACGUUAUUAUAGCCUCUCAUGAUGAACAAAAAGGCUUUGUUGCAAUGGAAAAGCUUCGUAAAGAGACUAGUGAAGCUCAAGUGGAUUUUGAGUUUCUGGAUCUGGCCUCCCAGAACUCAGUGUGUGAGUUUGUACGACGGUUUAAGAAACGAAAACUCUCCUUACACAUACUCAUCAACAACGCGGCUGUAAUGCUAGUUCCUGAGGAGAAAACACAUGAUGGUUUUGAGCUUCAUUUCUCCGUUAACUACCUAGGUCACUUUCUCUUGACUCGGCUCCUUUUGGACGCACUGAUGCAUUCUGGGAAGGAGAAAUGUUCCAGAGUAAUUAGCAUUUGCUCUUCGGCGCACUACGUGUCUGAUAGAAACGUGCAGGACUUUUUUCACAGCACGCAGGAUUAUAGUUCCCAUGCCUCGUAUGCCCGAAGUAAACUGGCACAGCUCCUGUUCACUUAUCACCUUCAUCAGAAGCUCCAGUCAGUUGGUUGUGAUGCUGUGACGGUGAACGCUGUAGAUCCGGGCAUGGUGGACACAGAGCUGUACUGCCACAUGAGCUUUCCGGAAAAACUGGCACAAAAACUCAUUGCCUGUCUGUUGUUCAGGACUCCGGCGCAGGCAGCACACACAGCUGUGUACGCAGCGGUAUCUCAGGACUUUGAAGGCGUUAGCGGCUGCUAUGUACACGAAGGAAAACCUGUGAAAUCGUCUUCCACUUCUUAUGAUGCCGAGCUCCAGAUGGAAUUAUGGAACAACACUUGCAGGCUGCUACGACUCCCAGUUAGCAUAAAGUAAACUAAAAAAAGGUUAAACUAUAUUACAGAAUUAUGAGUCAUGUUUUUAAUCAAAGCAGCUUUAUUUUACUUUACAUGUUUGUUUCUAUGAUUUUUAUGUUAUAUGUGAACAAAGUAUAAAAUGUCAAGAGCAUAAAAAUGUUGGACAUGUAUCAUUCGGUGCACAAAUAAUGAGGCAGACUCAGCAUGUGAAAGCCUUCCUGAGCAAUGAGGAGUAAGGCGUACGACUGCACUAAGUAUGAACGCUCGGCUUUGGAGACUGCAUUUCUUUCGAUUUUUCUCUCCAUCUUGAUUUGUCUUAUUGUACUUUCACAUUUGUCUCAACCAUCUCUGAGCACCGAAAGACUGUGAAAAUGUAUAUAACUAUUCUGUUAUAAUAUAAAAUGCAUAAUGUUGAUAGUUUGUGAUUUAUAAUAAAAGUGUUUUCAUAUUUUGAAA